This is a messenger RNA of Pecten maximus, 1886 nucleotides long. RefSeq lists its product as uncharacterized. Gene Ontology annotation, molecular function: protein binding. The transcript has 6 exons. Lineage: Eukaryota; Metazoa; Mollusca; Bivalvia; Pectinida; Pectinidae. The record is from RefSeq and is a predicted model, not a curated record. Bases 61 to 1332 code for a protein of 423 amino acids.
CAAGUGUGACUUGCGUACUACCUUUCGUGUAGUCGUCACAUAUCUCGUCCUUGCUCGAGAAUGGUGUAUAUUUCAGAAAACCUUAUCAUCUUUGUGACAGUGCUGGUAUACAGCGGUCAGACUCCGACCUAUUGUUCUCCUCUGGAAAAGGGUCUGUUCUGUGACCCUAUGGAACAUAAGUAUUAUCGAGCACAGUUUGGCGUGUGUGGAGACUGUGAUAAGUGUUUCCCUGGUGACGAGAUAACCCCGCCUGACGGAGUAAAUCUUGGUUUCGGACUCCAUGGAGCCACCUUGUGUCUCGGAUGUCAGCCCUGUAAAAAGGGCACGUUUAACUCUGACGACGACCUCCAAUGGUACUGUAGUCCUUGUACAGUGUGUGCCAACGUGGGAAUGGUGGAGACUCACCCAUGUACCCCAACACAUGAUACUAUAUGUAGUAAUACUGCACCUUCACUCCACCCUAGAUUGAAUACUUCAAAUGACAGUAGUAUGGAAUUACCAUUUAAGGGCAAGGAUAUACAAUAUGAAGACCCUUUAUAUUCAAUGUUUCUGGCAAUUACUGCUUUGUCGUUAACCUUCCUAUUCAGUGUUGCUGUGGCUGCUUACUGUCUCUGUAAGAAAAAACACAGAAGGAGGUCAGUUAAAACUGAGGAACUAGUCAGACUAUAUAUUCAGCGUAAAGACGACGAACGUGCCCACGAAGAUUCUGGUUUACAUGUUAUAGAGGAAGAAAUCUCGGAAGAUGGCGAGGACAUUUUCUCUCCAAAUAUGAAAUACGAUGAUAAAAGACAAAGGAAACAGUUCAACUACAGGACAGGCGACCUUAAAGAACCAUUAUUGCGACGUCGACAGUCGCUUCAUAUUGACUUCCAAAGGAUGGGUAACAAAGUAGGACCUACUGACAUAUCAACUUCACGCAAAGAUGUGGAUUCUAAGACGACAGGGAAACCAUUUAUAGCACGAAGCUUACAAAGGCGACAGUCCUUACCAAUUACGGUAACGGAGUUGGAUGGUUGUAAAUCAUCAUUUUAUCAACGUGCUCCAUCUGAUGGUUUUGUCCGGUAUUUGUCUAAGUUAAUGGCCGGAGACAGGGCUUACCGAAAAUUCGCGAAAGAAGUUGGUGUUGAGGAAUUCAAUAUCAAAUUAAUUGAAACUGAAUUUGAGGGAAGGCACCUUGCUGACGUGUCGUACGAAGUGAUCAAACGGGUCCUUCAAAUCAAGCCAAACCUUCGUGUCAUUGACAUCUACAAUAUUCUGGACAGACUCGGAUUUCAAUCUGAACGUAAAUCACUGCAAGAAAAAAUUGAGAAUUUCAGAAUAUCCCUGACAUAACCAGAUGUGUUUAAGAUGACAUUAUCAUGUAUAUUUUGUCACAUAGUACACAAGUUCAUGUAACUAAAGUUAUUGUCACAAAAGAGCCGCUGAAAUAUUGUAUUAAUUAAUUAAGUGAUAAUUUAAUACAAUUCUAGUGUUUAAAUGUUUUUUCCGGUCGGUAGAUAUCAACACUGUAGGCUCAUAACAUCACCGUUGAGUCCUAGAAUGUAAGUAAUUCUUGGCCUUACUAUUUCUGAAUUUCAAAUUGUAUUGAAAUAUGUGAAUACCAUAUGGUUUCUUUUGCACAAUACUUCCUUAAUUCAGAAUCAAUCAUCUGAGAUGGCAUUGUCGGUAUAUACACACUUUUUAUGCUUACAAAGUUGCGUGAUUCAAAGCAUUGUGCAAGUGUACAUAGUUAGACACAUUCAUUUUGACGCUUACCGUUCUGCCCCGUAUAACGCAAAAAUAUUGAGGCAUCAAGAUGGCGUUAUGCAAUGUUUGGACUAACGUCUUAUUGACGAAAACUAACAAAGUAUUACCGCCAAUAAAAUUAAUGUGUUUAUAUCAAUAUA